UCGCCGUGGCGCAAUGGGUGAUGUGCACCGUUAACCGGAAGUCGGUUCCGUACACUUAGAAAUUCUUGUUUUUUCUGUUCUCUCGGAGAAAAGGACACGACCAGCUGCUGAACUGAGUAGAGCUGAGGGAGCGGGCGGGAGUCCCCUCCAGGCCGGAUGAAGCAUGCGGAGGGGGUUCUUAAAACAGUCUCUUUGUUGCUUUUCCAACAUCAUGGUUUACGGAACACGAGCACCCCACACAGAAAAGUCCCACUCGGUUAUUUUCAUGAUGGGGCUGAAAGAUGCACAGAGGCUUGUUUCAACCACAGUGAUGGUGUUUCUGGCCAAGUGAUUGGAAACAUGAAUUUGCCCAUGAAUUGGGGACAUUUUUGAAGCCUUUCAGAUUUUUAUUUCCUUUUCAAAGACCAAUUGAGGGACAUGUAACAUGAAAUACAUCUCCUGGAGCCCGAGAUUGAAGAGCUUGGAGAGAAGGCAUAGACACUUCUGUGAUCCUCCCCGUCCACAAUGCUGAGCCCUGGUUGGACGAGUGCUUGAGGUCUGUUUUGCAGCAGGACUUCGAAGGCUCCCUGGAGCUCUCGGUUUUUAACGACGCCAGUAAGGACAAGUCUAUGGCUAUCAUUGAAAAAUGGAAAGUGAAGCUAGAAGGCUCUGGUAUCCUCGUGGUAAUUGGAGGGCAUGAUUCCCCUUCUCCCAGAGGAGUCGGAUAUUCUAAAAACCAAGCAAUAGCACAGAGCUCAGGAUCUUACCUGUGCUUUUUGGAUUCGGACGAUGUGAUGAUGCCGCAGAGGGUGAGGCUGCAGCUCGAAGCCGCCGCUGGGCACCCGACAAGCAUCAUAGGCUGCCAAGUGAGGAGAGAGCCCCCUAACUCCACGGAGCGGUACACGCGCUGGAUCAACCAGCUGUCGCCUGAGCAGCUGCUCACUCAGGUCUUCACCUCCAAUGGCCCAACUGUGAUCAUGCCCACCUGGUUCUGCUCGCGAGCAUGGUUUUCUCACGUGGGCCCGUUCGACGAGGGCGGGCAGGGCGUGCCCGAGGACCUGCUGCUCUUCUACAACCACCUCCGCCAGGGCGGUGACGUCCGCCGGCUGGACCAGAGCCUGCUCCUCUACCGCUACCACCCGGGCGCCGCCACGCACUGCGUGCUCGAGACUACCAUCUGGACCCAUCGUGUCCGCUUCCUGGAAGAGCGGGCUUUGCCACACUGGGCAACCUUCACCAUCUGGAAUGCCGGCAAGCAGGGCCGCCGGCUCUACCGCAGCCUUACAGCAGAGUCGCGGCACAAGGUGGUUGCCUUUUGUGACGUAGACGAGAACAAGAUCAAGAAGGGCUUUUACUGCUACGAGGACUCUCAGGAAAGGCCCAAGCCCCGGGUGCCCAUCCUGCACUUCCGAGCCGCCCGCCCACCCUUCGUCAUCUGCGUGAAGCUGGACCUUACUGGAGGUGCAUUUGAGGACAACCUGAGGUCGCUGCACCUGCAGGAGGGCCGGGACUUCCUCCACUUCAGCUGACAGGCCCACAGCUGCAGCUAGUCCUGCAGGCUCAUUUCUGCCACGUGGAGUCGUGUCCUCAGCACGAGAGCGAGCGUGUCCAGCCUCUUGACUCCACGGCUGCCAGGAUUCGGGCAGCAGGGCACCGCUGUG
This is a messenger RNA of Pipistrellus kuhlii (Kuhl's pipistrelle), 1640 nucleotides long. It is a transcript of the gene B3GNTL1, whose product is annotated as UDP-GlcNAc:betaGal beta-1,3-N-acetylglucosaminyltransferase like 1. NCBI's taxonomy places the organism in Eukaryota, Metazoa, Chordata, Mammalia, Chiroptera, Vespertilionidae. The coding region runs from base 609 to 1508 and encodes 299 amino acids. The record is from RefSeq and is a predicted model, not a curated record. The transcript has 13 exons.